Molecule: messenger RNA, 450 nt
Organism: Gigantopelta aegis
Lineage: Eukaryota; Metazoa; Mollusca; Gastropoda; Neomphalida; Peltospiridae
Product: quinone oxidoreductase-like
Exons: 1
Coding region: 1-450 (149 amino acids)
Cellular component (GO): cytosol
Molecular function (GO): mRNA 3'-UTR binding; quinone reductase (NADPH) activity; NADPH binding
Source: RefSeq, a predicted model, not a curated record
AUGAGAGUCAUAGGUACAGCAGGUACUGAGGAAGGUCUAUCAUUAGUACAACAAGCUGGGGCUCACUACACAUUUAACCAUCGUGAUCCUAACUAUAUUGAUGAAAUUAAGAACGUAACUGGUACUCAUGGAGUUGAUGUUGUGAUAGAAAAUGCAGCUCAUAUUAAUCUUGGUAAUGAUUUGACACUCUUAGCUAUGAAGGGUCGUGUGGCUGUUGUUGGUAGUCGAGGACCUAUUGAAGUUAAUCCUCGGGAUACAAUGAGUCGAGAGUCUUCUAUACUAGGUGUAAUGCUGUUUGGAGCUACUGAGAAGGAACUUGAAGAGUCUUAUGCUGCAAUACAGGCUGGUAUUAAGAACAAGUGGUUGUCACCCAUUAUAGGAAAGGAGUUUUCAUUGGUGAAUGCAUCAGAUGCUCUCAUCAUGAUAUUAUUCAUGGUAAAGGAGCACUAG